AUGUUUUCAGAAAUAAUACCUUCAUUAAUGGAAUAUUCUCAACAUCUGGAUCGUACCAUUAAGGAAUUACAACAAUAAAUCUUGUAAAUGGAAACUAUAACGAAUAAAACAAAUUCACAUAAAAGACCUCUUGAAAUGAAAUAUUUAUAACAUAAAUCUUCACUUCCAUCAACUCUCCCUGAUGUUAAUAAUGAUAUAGAUAAAAUUCUUUAAACAGCUGAAUAAUUUUUAUCUGAUCCCAACAAGACAUAAAUUGAACCUAAGAAAUAAGAAAAGCAAGAUUUUGAAUAACCAAAAAGAAAAUUAGAAUCCAUCAAGUAGUCAAAUAACAAGAAGUAAAUUCUGUCUCGUAAAGUGAGUCAAAAAAAGUUAUCACCUUCUAAAGUAUCAAUGCAUAAAAGAUCUGGAUCAUUAUAUAAAUAAGAAGUGACACCAAAAGUUACUUAAGUUUAACCUAAAUUUCCAAUGUAAUAAAGAGAAUCAACUAAAUCAUUUAAGGAUUAAAGCAGAUUAAUAAAAUAAUCACCAACUAAAUCAAUUCAUGAGAAAAAUUCAAUUUUUAUUGAAGAUUAAAGUAAAGCUAAACCACCUAUUCCUGUUGUUUAGCCAGUUAGAAAAUAAGCAUCAUAACCAUAUUUAUAAUUAUAACCCAUCCCAUAAUAAUAAUAAUAACAAUAAUAAUAAAAUUUGAAUUCAUCUUACUCAUAACCAUAAAACAAUAACAAAAUCGAGAACACCUAACAAUAAUAAUAAAAUGUAUUAAAGAAAUUUGAUUUUAAUGGUUAUAAGGAAUUGAGUAGAUUGAAAAGAAUGAAAGAUGCCAUUUUUGUUGAAUAUUAAUAAAGUUAUAUAUAUUUUAGAGAAAAAGAAUAAAAAUCUAGAGCUAGAUUUCUAACUAAAUUCCAUCAACAUAUGAAUGAAAGAAAAAAAUUGCUAUAAUAAUCUGCUUAUGGAGAUAAAUAAACAUUUUUUUUCCUUAGUGAUUAAAUACAUCCAUAAUACUUUUCAUUUAUUGAAGAACAAUUAACUAUUGGAUAGCCGAAAACUCUUUUAAUCCUUAAAUAUUGCGAAUAAGUCUAAAAAACUAUUGAUUAAAUUGAAGUAAGUCUCUAUUCUCUAUUUUCAGUUUGAUGACGAAUUGUUAAAGAAUCUUAAAAGAGCCAAUAAAUACAAUAUUUCUAAGAUAUCCUUAACAGAAUUAAUCGAAGUAUUUAAAUUAUGGAGUCAAGUCUAAAUUAUUCGAUAAAAUUAUCAAUAACUCACAUAAUUUAUAUAGCCCAUACCAGAAUUGACCUACGAUUUGAUAUAGUGGAUUUGUUUAAGACCUAAAAUUAUCAAGAAAGAAAAAGUCUAAAUGUAAUUAAGUCAAAAAGUUAUUCGUUCUAAUUAAUUUGCAUCAUCUUAGGAAGAAGCACUUGAAACAAAUAAACUUAUUAUAAAAGAAGAGAUCUUUCGAUUUUUAUGGGAUAUCAUUCAAAAAUUAGUAUUCUCAUAAUAAUAACUUGAAACUUCAAUGACUUUAUUCAAAUCCAUUCUCAAAUUCCUAACUAAAAACAAUUGCAGUAUCUAUGUGUAUAAGAAAUCAGAUUUAUUUAUAUGA
Molecule: messenger RNA, 1600 nt
Organism: Paramecium primaurelia
Lineage: Eukaryota; Ciliophora; Oligohymenophorea; Peniculida; Parameciidae
Source: the annotation of a GenBank genome assembly